Molecule: messenger RNA, 2557 nt
Organism: Choloepus didactylus (southern two-toed sloth)
Lineage: Eukaryota; Metazoa; Chordata; Mammalia; Pilosa; Megalonychidae
Gene: DNAJB4
Product: DnaJ heat shock protein family (Hsp40) member B4
Exons: 3
Coding region: 456-1469 (337 amino acids)
Cellular component (GO): cytosol
Molecular function (GO): protein-folding chaperone binding
Source: RefSeq, a predicted model, not a curated record
UUAUGACAUUCUUUGCUGAAAUAUUAGUUUCUUAAUCCACUUUGCCUCUUAAAAAGGAAAUAAAAAUGGUCGAGCCAGAAGGAAAAUGAAUAGUUAAUCGUGGAGGAGGAGAAAACAUAGCUCGGUACUUUGACUAGAGGCAGCUGGGGAAGUGACGUCCUGUAGCAUUUGCUGUUCUAGAAAGUACAGAGACACGUAGUGAAAAUGGGAAGAUCUAAAAGGAGGCCGUCUCCUGUGUAGUGUAUAUUUAUCUGUAAGUGAGCUCUUGGGGAAGGAAUUAAAUACAGAAACGCUGUCUGCUUGCUGCCUUAAGACAGCUAGCUGAAUUGCUGAUUUACUUUAACUUUUAAAAUACCCAGCUUGGUUUCUUUUUCUUAGAAUCAUUGUAUUGCUAAGACUGGGGACGCUGUUUUCUUUUAUAAAGGGAAAUCUAAGUUCCUUUCAAGGCAUUCGAAAUGGGGAAAGACUAUUAUUGCAUUUUGGGAAUCGAAAAAGGAGCUUCAGAUGAAGAUAUUAAAAAGGCUUACCGCAAACAAGCCCUCAAAUUUCAUCCGGACAAGAACAAGUCUCCUCAGGCAGAGGAAAAAUUUAAAGAGGUCGCAGAAGCUUAUGAAGUAUUGAGUGAUCCUAAAAAGAGAGAAAUAUAUGAUCAGUUUGGGGAGGAAGGGUUGAAAGGAGGAGCAGGAGGUACUGAUGGACAAGGAGGUACCUUCCGAUACACCUUUCAUGGUGAUCCUCAUGCCACAUUUGCAGCAUUUUUUGGAGGUUCCAACCCCUUUGAAAUUUUCUUCGGAAGGCGGAUGGCUGGUGGUAGAGAUUCUGAAGAAAUGGAAUUAGAUGGAGAUCCUUUUAAUGCCUUUGGAUUCAGCAUGAAUGGAUAUCCAAGAGACAGGAAUUCUGUAGGGCCAUCCCGCCUCAAACAAGAUCCUCCAGUUAUUCAUGAACUCAGAGUAUCACUUGAAGAAAUAUAUAGUGGUUGUACCAAACGGAUGAAGAUUUCUCGGAAAAGAUUAAAUCCUGAUGGAAGGAGUUAUAGAUCUGAGGACAAAAUUCUCACAAUUGAGAUUAAAAAAGGGUGGAAAGAAGGCACCAAAAUUACUUUUCCAAGGGAAGGAGAUGAAACACCGAAUAGUAUUCCUGCAGACAUUGUUUUUAUCAUUAAAGAUAAAGAUCACCCAAAAUUUAAAAGGGAUGGAUCAAAUAUAAUUUAUUCUGCUAAAAUUAGUUUACGGGAGGCAUUGUGUGGCUGCUCAAUUAAUGUGCCAACAAUGGAUGGAAGAACCAUACCUAUGUCAAUAAAUGAUAUUGUAAAACCUGGAAUGAGGAGAAGAAUUAUUGGAUAUGGGCUGCCAUUUCCAAAAAAUCCAGACCAACGUGGUGACCUUCUAAUAGAAUUUGAGGUGUCUUUCCCAGAUACUAUAGCCUCAUCGUCCAAAGAAAUACUUAGGAAACAUCUUCCUGCCUCAUAGAAUGAAGAACUCUGUUACCCAUUUUGAUAAGGCACUGAAAAUAUAAAAGGACUGGCAGUUUACUGAUGUAGAUGUGAAUUCUGUAUAAAGAUGUGUAAAUUCUUUUGAGGGCUCAUUAAAUUGCAUGAAUAGAGAUGGGUCAAAUAAAUAGGCAAAAGGGAUUUUUACAGUUAUCAAUGAAGAGAAAACCACUCACUAAAUUUUAUUUCAUUUCUCCAAAAUCAGAAAUUUUUAGUAUUUUGCUUACAUGUAAAAGUUAAUUGUUUUUGUGGAGCCAGUAUAUUUAUAUUUUUAAUAAAGUACUAGACUAUCGAAGUACUUUAUUUCUUCCAUCUUUAGAUUGUCGGUAUGAUAGAUUCCCAUUUGUAGUGGAAAUUAGAAUUCUUAACUAAACUAUACAUGUGAUGUGUAUUUUAAGAAGAGAACAAAAACCUAAGUCAUUUGGAAAUGUGGUUAUCUAGAUUUAAAUAAUCAUCUAAAUUGUUUCUGUAGGGCUGGUACCCAGUAAAAGAUUAUCUUGAUGCGUAUGUUUCACCAUUUUUAUUUUUAAAUUAUGCUCUAGCAUUUCUUAAUAACAUAAUUGCAGCGUUCUUAAGAUAGACCUUUUCUUCAUAAAAUGGAUAUUAAUGGCAGUUUAUCUCCUGUGGAAAUCCCAGUUGCCUGAAUUAACUAUUUUAGAAAUAGGCUGUGUUUAAAAUGCCAUAUGUAAUCUUAUGCAAGUCAACUAUAUAUCUUGGAUAUAUAACUUAAUAAAUUAUAGGCUCAUUUUAUUGUCCACUAGUUUAAAAUAAUUUAACAAUGAAUGUGUUUUUAGAAGAUAUAAUACUGUUAUUUGGAAUUAAUUUUCCAAUUACACAAUCUUCUAUAACUUACUCAUAAUAUGCGAUAUAUACCUUAUGCAAUUUCCCUAAAAGGAAUAAACUUCCACUGUGGUGUUAAACCAAAAUAUGGGGAAAAUGGACACUAACUGCUGCUUAUGGAUAAUGUUGCUACUACUUGUUAUGCAUAUAAAUAUUUUUAUUUUUCAUAUGUAUAGAUUGCAUUUCUUAGGUGUUUAAUUUUUUAAAUAUAUUUAUGUUUAAAACUUU